Messenger RNA from Serpula lacrymans var. lacrymans S7.9, 486 nucleotides. RefSeq lists its product as uncharacterized. NCBI's taxonomy places the organism in Eukaryota, Fungi, Basidiomycota, Agaricomycetes, Boletales, Serpulaceae. The record is from RefSeq and is a predicted model, not a curated record. The transcript has a single exon. Bases 94 to 312 code for a protein of 72 amino acids.
AAUACAAAUCCUUGAAAUUUAUCCCAACAAUGUGCAGCUUUUCGUUGGCGUCGUAUCUCUAGGCCAUAUUUCGCGUGAUAUUCAUAUUCAUCCAUGCGUUGGGCUAGUUCAAGCAAUUCCAUGUGUUCUUCGGCACUUCUUCUCACUUCCCACCCAUAUUAUUAUUGGCCCAUCGGUGGAUUAUCGCAGCAGACAAGUUCCGACACGCUCGCAAGCUUUGUACAUGCACCAUGUGUAUCACUCAGUGAUUGUCAACCUCCGUGCUGCUCGAAAUGCAAAUGUCAUGGAUUCUCCCGAAAUCAAGAGCGCUGAUGAAUAAGUACACCACUAGCCCAACUGAGGACCACGGACGGUGGAAAAAUCGCCAUUAUAGGUCUUUAUUGAUGUCCGCCUUGGGUGGACCUAUCGGUAUGCCUAUCGGUAUGUUCUUCGUUCGUGAUGGUUUCGUGCUGCGGCGCUGGGGAAUCGAUUUGAUUCAGCUGUAGG